GCAUCAUGCCGCCCGGCCAUGUCCGCCAUUUUGGCCUCUCGCUGACGGCCGGAGGGAUCUGAAAUCCUGCCCUCAGCUUCCAGGCCAAAAACAAAAAAUAUUAAAAAAAAAUCCUUUAUUGCCUGGCCGGAAUCACUGAGCCGCCGCUCGCCUCGUCCAGCCCGGCCCCGGGAGAGGGGCGAGAAGCUCACUGGGUUUGAUCGGAAAGACAUGGCGGGGGUCGGAGGUAUUGGCAGCGGCGGUAACGACCUGCAGUGGUGUUUCUCCCAGGUGAAAGGUGCCGUCGACGAGGAUGUGGCGGAGGCAUCCUGGGAAUCGUAAGCACAGGUGAAUUUGGUAACCACCUCUUCAGACAACAGAAUAAUAGCUCUAAGAAGAAGAUGAGCUUCAAGCCCAGAUUUUUGCCAGCAACUCAGACUUUUGAGCAAAAGCACUAAAGCCCUACUGAAGUCCCAGAUCUCCUCUUCCCUGAAGAGUACCCCUGCUCAGAUGCCCUCAAUACUCCCUGAGUGAUUCCUGAAGUCUUAACCAAUUCGGAAGAAGAAACUGACAGACAUUCAAAGAAUAAAAUUGACAGAUUUUCAUGAAAAACAGUUACUUGCAUCUUAAACAAGUUUUGUAAAUGGUGUUUAAGACUUCUACCUCUGGUACUAAUUCACUGAUGUCAACAUCAUCUUUUGAUCAAGCAGACAUAAUUUCAACUGUUGAAUUCAACUACUCUGGAGACCUACUAGCGACCGGGGACAAAGGUGGCAGAGUUGUUAUAUUUCAACGGGAGCAAGAGAGUAAAAACAGACCGCAUCACAGAGGUGAAUACAAUGUUUACAGUACCUUUCAGAGUCAUGAACCGGAGUUUGAUUAUUUGAAAAGUCUAGAAAUUGAGGAAAAAAUUAAUAAAAUCAGGUGGCUACCCCAACAGAAUGCGGCACAUUUCUUACUGUCUACAAAUGAUAAAACUAUUAAAUUGUGGAAGAUCAGUGAAAGGGACAAACGAGCAGAAGGAUAUAAUUUAAAGGAAGAGGAUGGAAGAUUUAGGGAUCCUGUCAGAAUAACCACGCUACGGGUGCCAGUAUUGAAACCAAUGGACUUGAUGGUAGAAGCAAGCCCCCGAAGAAUAUUUGCAAAUGCACACACAUAUCACAUUAACUCCAUUUCAGUAAAUAGUGACUAUGAAACCUACCUUUCCGCAGACGAUCUUAGAAUUAACCUAUGGCAUUUAGAAAUCACAGAUAGAAGUUUUAACAUUGUAGAUAUUAAACCUGCCAACAUGGAAGAGCUGACAGAAGUAAUUACAGCAGCAGAAUGUCAUCCACAUCAGUGUAAUGUAUUUGCUUAUAGCAGCAGUAAGGGAACUAUCCGACUAUGUGAUAUGCGUGCUGGGGCUCUAUGUGACAAACAUUCAAAAUUUUUUGAAGAACCAGAAGAUCCAAGCAGCAGAUCGUUUUUCUCUGAGAUCAUCUCCUCAAUAUCCGAUGUGAAAUUCAGCCACAAUGGUCGGUACAUGAUGACUCGAGACUAUUUGUCUGUUAAGGUGUGGGAUGUUAAUAUGGAAACCAGACCACUAGAAACAUACCAGGUGCAUGAAUAUCUCCGGAGCAAACUGUGUUCUUUGUAUGAGAAUGACUGCAUUUUUGACAAGUUUGAGUGCUGCUGGAAUGGUUCAGACAGUGCCAUCAUGACUGGUUCAUACAACAACUUCUUCCGCAUGUUUGAUAGAAAUACCAAGCGGGACAUCACACUUGAAGCAUCUAGAGAAAGCAGUAAGCCACGUGCCAUCUUGAAACCACGUAAGGUUUGCACAGGUGGGAAAAGGAAGAAAGAUGAAAUUAGUGUUGAUAGUCUGGACUUCAACAAGAAGAUUCUGCAUACAGCUUGGCAUCCUAAAGAGAACAUCAUAGCUGUUGCUGCAACUAACAAUUUGUAUAUAUUCCAGGAUAAAGUAAAUUAAAUUUGGCUUGAUUUAGGAUGAGACUUAUUCUUGCACAGAUAAGCCUAACAAUUUUCUUUGAAGGAAAAUGUCUUGUUCUCCAAAAUUAAUACAUCUGAUGCACAUACUUGCACAGCUACAGGAGGAGCAUUGACCUAUUCAUUUGUACUUGUGAUGCAUUUCUGCCUUCAGUCAGGACAUUACUUUCCUGUUCUCUGGAUGUGAGAAACCCACGAGAAGCAGACUGGAAGGACAGUAAUGGUCACAUAAGGCUAUCUCUUCAAUAUUGAUUUACUUAAUCAAGUCUGAGCUUUCCAUUAUGAUAGAAGACCAAAAGUGAAACACAGUUUAAUGCCUGUGUAAUCUGUCCUUACUGUGUAAUUUUUGGCCUUUAUGAACAUGAAUUGUGCUUGAUUUAUGCCUGUAAACAUUCCUCCUCUGGUCUCCGUCUUUUUGGCUCAAGUGUCCUGGGCUUGAACACUUCGGGCUUUAAGCAGAGUCAGUGGACAUAUUUUUUUUUUCUCUUGUAUAAUAACAUUUACUUACUGACUGUGUAUCUAUAACCACACCACCUGGUGUAAAAACCACUUAAUAAAACAACAAAUCGUGAAAAUGUGUUUUUAAAUCUGAAGAUAUGUAAUGUGGCUUUGUGAUUCUUUUUGCAAUGUAAACUAGGAAAGCUAAUUUGAAGUGACUGAGUUUAACAUGGAAUAGUGCAUGUUACACUUUUUUCUGGACAGCAGAAUAAGUAACAUUAUUGUAUGAUAGAAAUUCAAUUUAAUUUGCAAUGUAUUUCACAAAAGCGAUUGCUGAAAAAUGAACUGAACUCCAUUCUUAUGAAAAGA
Messenger RNA from Carcharodon carcharias (great white shark), 2772 nucleotides. It is a transcript of the gene ppp2r2d, whose product is annotated as protein phosphatase 2, regulatory subunit B, delta. Gene Ontology annotation, cellular component: cytosol; protein phosphatase type 2A complex. NCBI's taxonomy places the organism in Eukaryota, Metazoa, Chordata, Chondrichthyes, Lamniformes, Lamnidae. The coding region runs from base 623 to 1948 and encodes 441 amino acids. Gene Ontology annotation, molecular function: protein binding; protein phosphatase regulator activity. The record is from RefSeq and is a predicted model, not a curated record. The transcript is spliced from 13 exons. Gene Ontology annotation, biological process: peptidyl-serine dephosphorylation.